This is a messenger RNA of Lycium ferocissimum, 3992 nucleotides long. RefSeq lists its product as uncharacterized. Gene Ontology annotation, molecular function: RNA binding; ubiquitin-protein transferase activity. The record is from RefSeq and is a predicted model, not a curated record. Bases 166 to 3294 code for a protein of 1042 amino acids. Gene Ontology annotation, cellular component: CCR4-NOT complex. NCBI's taxonomy places the organism in Eukaryota, Viridiplantae, Streptophyta, Magnoliopsida, Solanales, Solanaceae. Gene Ontology annotation, biological process: protein ubiquitination. The transcript has 14 exons.
ACCCUUUCGCUAUUUUUCUUUCUCUCACAAACAAAAAAAUAAAAAUAAAAGCAGCUCUGUGUGUGUGUGUGUGGUUAUCUCUUUUUCUCUCUCAUUUGUGAUAUAUCGUUUAAUUUGUGUUUCCGAUUUUGCCCUUCUUUGUUGAUCCAAGUCAUCACUGCAACCAUGAGUGACCAAGGAGAAAAGACCUGUCCUCUCUGUGCUGAAGAGAUGGAUUUGACAGAUCAGCAGUUGAAGCCUUGCAAGUGUGGCUAUCAGAUAUGCGUAUGGUGUUGGCAUCACAUAAUGGAAAUGGCUGAGAAGGAUGAGACAGAAGGGCGGUGUCCUGCAUGCCGCAGUCCAUAUAAUAAGGAAAAGAUUGUUGGCACAGCAGCAAAUUGUGAAAAGAUGGUGAGCUCGGACAAAAAAAUGACAUCUCGAAAGGGUAAAAGUAAAACAGCUGAAUCUAGAAAGCAACUUAGCAGUGUGCGUGUCGUUCAAAGGAAUCUUGUCUACAUUGUGGGGUUGCCUCUCAGCUUAGCUGACGAAGAUCUUCUGCAGCGGAAAGAAUAUUUUGCUCAGUAUGGGAAGGUUCUGAAGGUGUCUAUGUCUCGAACAUCUGCUGGUGCCAUUCAACAGUUUGCAAAUAGUACAUGCAGUGUAUAUAUUACCUAUUCAAAGGAAGAGGAAGCAGUCCGUUGUAUUCAGUCUGUACAUGGAUUUCUUUUGGACGGUCAACCUCUAAGAGCGUGCUUUGGAACCACAAAAUACUGUCAUGCUUGGUUGAGGAGUGUGCCCUGCACCAAUCCUGAUUGUUUAUACUUGCACGAGAUUGGGUCGCAAGAGGAUAGCUUUACUAAAGAUGAAGUAAUAUCGGCUUACACAAGGAGUAGAGUUCAACAAAUUACUGGUGCCGUUAAUAGUAUGCAACGGAGAUCAGGGAGUGCUUUACCACCACCAGCAGACGAUUACUGCAAUAACAGCUCUGCUUCUGCAGGGAAACCUAGUAGUAAAACUGCUGCAAAUAAUUCACCAACCAAUGCCAGAGGCUCUCCACCAAAUAGCAGCUCUGGUAGAUCAGCUUCUCUUCCUGCUGGUGCUUUAUGGGGAACACGUGCAUUAAAUAACCAACUGCCACCAGUCAGUGCACCAAGUUCUAAUGGACUGCUGCCAGCCAGUGCACCAAGUUCCAAUGGACUGCCGCCUGCCAGUGCACCAAGUUCUAGUGGACCUCUUAAACAGAAGGCUGAAACAUGCGCACUAACUUGCUCCACAGCUGUUGCUAAUAAUAGUCAGGUUUUGUCAUUGGCUGCUGAAGCAGGAAAGAAAGUUAUUCAUAGUAAAGAAAGUGGCACUAGUCAAGAGAAAGCUAUUCAUAGUAAAGAAAGUGGCACUAGUCAAGAGAAAGGUAAAAUAAACAUGUUAGAGCCUGUUAAGCAGCCUGUGGGAGCAGAUGAUGCAACCUAUAGUACUGAGAAACCCGCUAUCACCGUACACCCUGCUUCCUCAUUUAUGAACAGUCAGUUGCAUAUCACCCCGUCUUUGAAGGACAAAGAUAUACAUAGGAUCACACCAUCCAGUGCUACAAAUACCUUUGAUCUUCCUUUGAUGUCUAAUGGACCUACUUUACCAAAAGAUCCCUAUGGUGGCAGAGACAUUGAGGAGGAUGCAUCCUCAGUUUUUUCAUUAGCUAGCAUUGAUAGACAGCAAAAGUCGCAUGCCAGCUAUGAGAAAGCAAGGGAGCCGUCGCCUUCUCAGACGAAUGGGAAAUCUGUGAUUGUGGAUGAUGUUUGUAUCUCAAGACAAACAUCUGAUUUGAGACUGGAAAGACAGACUCAAGGAAUACAAGACACAACUCCUGAAAUGGAGGAUGAUUUGCUAUCUUUCAAUGCACAGAGACAUAGGGAUCCUGAAGUAAUUUUAGAGAAAAGCUACUCAUCAAGUCCUUCCAUCUCUUUACACUCUUCAGGGCAGCUCAAAGGUUAUACUCCGCAGUUUGCCAAUGGUGUUGAGCCUAUUAGAGCCAACAUGCAAACUUUUGACCACAGAGCUGAUUCAGUAUUACUGCCUUCUAGUAUUGGAGAACUUCCUAAUGGAUACCCUGAAAAUGUAUUCAGUUCUGCGGGUAAUUUGGGAAGCACUGUUGACACUUAUUAUUCGUCUAAUGAAAGUAGGAGGAUGCACAUGGAUAGGUUUGAAGGGGGAACUGCUACUGCGGACCAUAGUACUACUGCAGAUAGGGGAGAGAACAAUAUAAUAUCUAAUAUUUUGUCUAUGGAUUUUGACCCAUGGAAUGAGUCAGUAGCCUCUCAGAACUUGGUUAAGUUGUUGGGAGAAACUGAUAACCAACAAGGGUCUCUUAGAGUAUCAAACUCAAGAAAAUUACAGAGCAACAAUCAAUCAAGGUUCUCUUUUGCAAGGGAGGGGGAACCCAUGAAUCCACCAGCUGAUUCUCGGCCAUCUUUAAGUUACAUUGAGAGAAGUUAUAGUCAUCGCCCUCUCGAUCAAGAUUUUCCAAAUAGCAGAAGCUAUCAGCUUGAUGGUUUUGGUAGUCACAAUGGUUUCUCUCUAUUUAAUAAUCAGGAAUCCAAUGGUUUUGCCCACAAUUAUUCUCAACUCUCUUCUAACAAGCUAUCAGGGUCGAGAUCACAGAUGGCUGCGCCUCCAGGGUUUUCAGCACCAAACAGGGCCCCACCCCCAGGCUUUACUUAUGAAAAAAUGGAACAGAAUUUUGGUCCUCUCUCCGGUACUCACAUGCUUGAAACCUCCUUAUUACGCAAUGAAUAUCAGGCUCCAUCAAUUGGGAAUGUCAACAACGGAGACAUUGAGUUUAUGGAUCCUGCAAUUUUGGCAGUUGGUAAAGGCAGGGUUCAAAAUGGCUUUAAUGUCUCAUGUCUAGACAUGUCUCCAAGUUUUCCUCCACAGCCAAGUGCUUUUGAAAAUGAGGCUAGACUUCAAUUACUCAUGCAAAGAUCUCUCUCUCUGCAUCAGAACCAGAGAUUUCCUGAUAAUGGGGAUAACUUUUCUCCAUUCAAUGAUGCUUAUGGAGUUUCUUCGAGGGUUGUGGAGCAAACUCUGGCCAACAAUCUUUCCCCAUUUUCACAACUCAAUCUUCCCCAGAACAGGAACUCUGUGAUGUCCAAUGGCCAGUGGGAUGGUUGGAAUGGUGUUGUCCCAAGCGGAAAUGACUUGGGCAUGGCUGAACUUCUCCGAAAUGAAAGGCUCGGCUAUAACAAGUUCUAUAAUGGAUAUGAGGAAUCAAAGUUCCGCAUGCCCAAUUCAGGCGAACUGUAUAACAGAACAUUCGGGAUAUAAAUGUGCUUCCGUGAUUUGUUCGGCUUGUUGAGUAGUUGUGGGAGAAACAAUGAAAUAGAAAAAUCAUGUGUGACUAGCAGACGUGCUUGAGAUGAUCAAAGUUACAAUGAUGCUCAAAUGGUGGUAAUAAUUCAAGGAUAGCUGUGGGGAGAUAUGAUGCAUUUCUAGAAGGAAGCUUGAUACAUGACUGUCUGAAAACUGCUUUCUGUUUGGUGAAGGAUUAAAUCCUCGAAAACAGGAUGUCCAGAAACCAACAGGUGAAAGCUGAGUUCUUCGGGGCUCCACAGUUUAGACAGGAAACUUGCGUGAUUGAGUUGGCAGGUGACGGGGCAGUGGAGAAUCAGUUUGUCACACACUACUUGGGAGGCAUUGAGACACAAAGCUCAGUUUUCUUGAGAAAAUGCUGGAGCCUUGCUUGCAGUAAUGCAAAUAGUAAAAGUUGCAAAUAAAAAAUAUAUCUGUUUAUACCGAACUUUCUCAUAAUUAUUUUGGAAAUAAUCAAAUUGAUGCUCUAACUACGAACAUAAGACGCGAUUAGUUGUGCUGUCGAGUUGAUAUCUUGUUGCUGGACAAAAAGCGCGAUGAAACUAAGGGGUGUGAGUGUGCUUCUAAUUAUCUUCAUUAUGUGAAACAGUUGCAAGGUAUGCCUAUGUUGCUUAAGAAAAGGUUAGUCGAGAAGUAUAUCAUGUUUUAUCUGA